This is a messenger RNA of Aspergillus pseudonomiae, 717 nucleotides long. Its product is annotated as NPP1 family protein. The transcript is spliced from 2 exons. The record is from RefSeq and is a predicted model, not a curated record. Bases 1 to 717 code for a protein of 238 amino acids. Lineage: Eukaryota; Fungi; Ascomycota; Eurotiomycetes; Eurotiales; Aspergillaceae.
AUGCUCCGCAAAUCAUCACUCCUCUUGACUACUGCUCUUCUGGGAUCCCACGCUCGAGGUGGCGUGCUGCCUCGAGCAAGCAUCGACCAUGAUGCUGUCGUGGGAUUUGACCAGACUGUCCCCAGCGGUACCACUGGAGAGGUGUAUCUGGCUUACCAACCGGCUCUGUAUGUGGUCAAUGGCUGCGUGCCAUUCCCAGCGGUAGAUGCUGACGGCAAUACGAAUGCCGGCCUCGAACCUACUGGGGAUCCUAGUGGGAACUGUAGCAGCAGUACUGGUCAAAUCUAUGUGAGAGGCGGCACAUCCGGGGACUAUUAUGCCCUCAUGUACUCUUGGUACUUUCCCAAGGAUGAGCCAUCGACAGGCCUGGGCCACCGCCAUGAUUGGGAAGGUGUUAUUGUCUGGCUGUCCGAUUCUACCUCCACGUCCGCUGAUAACAUCGUCGCUGUUUGUCCGUCGGCACAUGGGGACUGGGACUGUUCGACAGAUGGCUACAGUCUGGAUGGCACCAGCCCAUUAAUUCAGUACUACAGUACCUGGCCAGUGAAUCACCAAUGUGGGCUGACAUCCACUGUGGGCGGUACACAACCCUUGAUCGCCUGGGAGAGUCUCCCUACCGCUGCCAGUACGGCAUUGGAGAACACGGACUUCGGAGAUGCUAAUGUUCCCUUCAAGGAUGCAAAUUUCGCAUCCAACCUCGGAAAGGCCACUUUUUGA